AUGGGCUGGCAUAGGGGGCUGCUGGUUCCGCGCAAAGCUGGCCGAUCUAGACAAAGAGUGUUGACGGACCCGGAGGGAUCCGGGCAGGCAAGGCCACAUCUCCCGCCAGAGCUGUGGCUCCAUGUCUUUGAUCUCGCCACGGACGUACCGGGCGCGCUGGGGCUGGAAACACACAGCCACGACCCCUUCCAGCUGUCCCAGAGCAUAUCCGGAAGGGAGCCGCAGAGCUUGCUGCUGGCGUCCAUGUCAACCAAGCGCGCGCUGGUGCGCGUUUGCCGGCAGUGGAGAGUACUUGCGACGCCCGUCCUUUACCGCGUCGUCAUCGCGAACCACAAGUGGGGGCUGCGAGCUCUGCGCCGAACGCUCGUCGGCGGGGACAACGAGAGGGCCACGCUGCUGCGAGCGUGCGUCGUGCGGUUCUACUGCAUAUUCGACGGCCACCGCGCGCCGACGGAUUAUCUCUACCCAUACGAAUAUCUCGCGGAGAUCAUCCGCGCACUUCCGAACCUCGUCAACUUCACUGUGCGAACGCAAGAAGAAGAGUUCCUGCCGUGGUACGCUGGGGACACCACCGUGCCCGCGUGCGUGCUGGAGGCCUUGGCGGAGCGCGGCGCGUCGCUGCGCGUCCUGGAAUGGGAUCGCGACGUGAGCCUCUGCGCGCGGUUCGACGAGCUGCGGGGGAUGCUCUCGCACAUGCGCGAGUUGCGGGUCCUCAAGAUCUGGAAAAGCUGCCCGCGGUAUACCGGGAGCCGGGACCCCACGCCCCUGGUGCUCCCGAAGCUUGAGGUCAUCUCGCUCGAUGACUUCUCAGAGCACUCGCCGCUCCGCUUCGCCGUCGAUCGAUUUGAAUCCCUCCGGGAAUUGUGCUUCCGCGCCCCGCCGCUGCCGCUGGGUAGAUCCCUUGUGUCGCUCGCGUCUGUGGCACCGCAGAUCACGCGCCUGACUCUAGGCAGUGCUCCUGACGGGACGUGCCCCGUCCACGACGCCGUGCGAAUAUUUCCGAACCUAAGGCAGCUCGUCGCCUGGUACCACGAUUGGCACCUGUUCCCGCCGGGCUUGCAGCUCGCCAACAUCGAGUAUCUGGGUCUGGGAAGGGAACUCGCCCGCAUACGACCAGUCCUUCAUGUUUACGACCGGUUGCUGGACAACCUCGCGUCUAUGCAGGCCCGCAGGCUCGCUGUGGUGCGCUUUGAGGCGCACCGCUUUCGUGCGGAUGAAUGGGAGAAUCUGCGUGUCCGGCGGCCAGAGGUAUUCGCUGGGUUCCAGGCGUUGGCGCGGAGUAGGCGCUUUCGUCUCGAGAAUUGGCGCGGUGAAAUUAUGCUGUAA
Gloeophyllum trabeum ATCC 11539 is the source of this 1326-nucleotide messenger RNA. RefSeq lists its product as uncharacterized. The coding region runs from base 1 to 1326 and encodes 441 amino acids. The transcript has a single exon. NCBI's taxonomy places the organism in Eukaryota, Fungi, Basidiomycota, Agaricomycetes, Gloeophyllales, Gloeophyllaceae. The record is from RefSeq and is a predicted model, not a curated record.